AUGAAACCGACGACGACAAAUCUCAUCGCGACCGGAUCAAUAGCCUUCCGGGGCGUCCCAUCAACGCUUCGACCUUUCCAUGUCUCGAGAUACUAUGCGACACAACAAGGCUUAGGGGCAGCGCCUCAAGGCUCCAAAUCGAAGCGAAGAGCAGUGACACCGUUCAACGAUAAUGGAUAUGUACCUUGGACAGAGCUCUCGGUGGGAGAGAAGGCGGUGAGAGCGACGCAGCAGAGCUUCAACUUUGGCAUGAUCCUGGUUGGCCUCGUCCUCACUGGCGGUGUAGGAUAUUUCCUCUGGACAGACGUCUUCUCCCCUGAUAGCAAGAUCUCCAACUUCAACCGCGCAGUUGACAAGAUCAAACGUGACCCUCGUAUAAUCGAACUCAUGGGCGACUCCAAGAAGAUUACAGCACAUGGAGACGAGACAUUCAAUAAGUGGAGGAGGGCGCGUCCUGUUGCAUCUACGGAAACGACAGAUGCUCGGGGGGACCAGCAUAUAAUGAUGCAUUUCUAUGUUGAUGGGCCCAAGAACAACGGUAUUGCACGGCUUCAUAUGGUCAAAUACCGCGGCCAUAGUGACUUUGAAUACAAAUAUCUCUUUGUCGACAUCAGAGGUCACGACAGAAUCUAUCUCGAGCAAGAGGAUACAACAUCUUCCAAGGGUGGCAAGAAACUCAGCUUCUUUGGAGUGAAGUGGUAA
Messenger RNA from Fusarium proliferatum ET1, 702 nucleotides. RefSeq names its product Mitochondrial import inner membrane translocase subunit TIM21. Gene Ontology annotation, biological process: protein import into mitochondrial matrix. The record is from RefSeq and is a predicted model, not a curated record. The transcript has 4 exons. NCBI's taxonomy places the organism in Eukaryota, Fungi, Ascomycota, Sordariomycetes, Hypocreales, Nectriaceae. Bases 1 to 702 code for a protein of 233 amino acids. Gene Ontology annotation, cellular component: TIM23 mitochondrial import inner membrane translocase complex.